UCCUCUGCACUUCCUGCUUUACACUCAACACCACAGCGGUGACAGACGCAACGAAAACAAAAUGGAAUAGUUCUUAUUUCUCUAGUGAACGGCGUUAACGACAGCGUAAUUUCUGCGUUUUGCCGGCAGAUCAUACUGGCCGUUCAUUUAAAUGUCAUUUUUUAAGACUUGGGGUGUGUUGCAGUAACAUCAACAAUGCAGUUCUCUCCCACUAACGGAGAUUUCACUUUCGUGUCAUCGGCAGAGGCUGAAGAACUAAGUGGCAGCAUCGAUGCCCCGGACAUUAAGCUGAACAUGGGGAGUGAAAGUGGAAAAGACCCUUAUGCCACCACCUUCCUGAGGCAGCGAGGCUACGGCUGGCUGCUGGAGGUCGAGGACGACGACAGUGAGGAGAGCAAACCUCUUUUGGAAGAGCUGGAUAUCGACCUGAAGGACAUCUACUACAAGAUUCGCUGUGUGCUGAUGCCCAUGCCAUCUCUGGGUUUUAACCGGCAGGUGGUAAGGGACAACCCAGACUUCUGGGGCCCUCUGGCAGUGGUUCUGCUCUUCUCCAUGAUCUCCAUCUAUGGACAAUUCAGGGUUGUGUCUUGGAUUAUCACCAUCUGGAUAUUUGGAUCACUAACAAUCUUCUUGCUGGCCCGUGUUCUUGGUGGUGAGGUUUCUUACGGGCAAGUUCUUGGAGUGAUUGGAUAUUCCCUUCUCCCUCUCAUCGUAAUUGCUCCUCUACUCUUAGUGAUCGGGGGUUUCGACGUGGUUGCUACACUAAUAAAACUUUUUGGAGUGUUCUGGGCUGCUUACAGUGCUGCUUCAUUGCUUGUCGGAGAUGAGUUCAAAACAAAGAAGCCUCUUCUCAUAUAUCCCAUAUUUCUUUUGUAUAUCUACUUCCUUUCACUAUAUACUGGUGUCUGACUGGACCAAUCGCAACUGUGGAUCUAUUGUUGGAUAAUGACCCUGGAGUAUGGUGAAAAGAAACACGGCGAUCUGUUCAAGACGGAAACGAAGGAAAAUGGAUUUUUUAACAGUUUUUGUUGUGUCCAAAUCCUAUACUGUGGGGGUAUCAGGUAUAUGAUAAAUUAGUGUAUAUGAUUUUGACCCUUAUGUCUUUGUUGAAUAAAAAAAAAAAACAAAGAAAACAUAAGCUUUUACUGUUUAAAUCUCUGUAUGCAGAUUCCUAUUCUUGUUCACCAGUACACACAGUCCCCAUGAUCCUGCAGUUACUGUAAUCUAAGAUGAUUGUAAAUAUUUUAUCAAAGUGGGCUAUCUACUAUCUUAAAUCAUAAAAAGGUUGUAUGCUAGUUAUAAUUUUUGGGGUUUCUUUUUCUCUUUGAAGAAUGUGGUGCCAUAUACCUUUGUAUAUUAAAUUCAAACAAAGAAUUCGACAAUAGACACCCCCCACCCCCACCCCCACCCCAAGAAAUAGGGUUAAGCAUACUGUUACGCAUUUUUGUGCACUGUUAUGCGUUCUAUAAUAAUGGCCAUUUAUACUUUUAUUUUUUACAAACUUGUUUAUUAACUUAUGGAUUUCAGCCUGGAUAGAUGGGCUCUGGAUAGAUGGGGCAGUUUGAGUGAAAUAAAGCAUUGUCUACUAAAUGUGA
Messenger RNA from Myripristis murdjan (pinecone soldierfish), 1595 nucleotides. It is a transcript of the gene yipf4, whose product is annotated as Yip1 domain family, member 4. Lineage: Eukaryota; Metazoa; Chordata; Actinopteri; Holocentriformes; Holocentridae. The coding region runs from base 196 to 909 and encodes 237 amino acids. The transcript has 6 exons. Gene Ontology annotation, cellular component: membrane; trans-Golgi network. The record is from RefSeq and is a predicted model, not a curated record. Gene Ontology annotation, biological process: vesicle fusion with Golgi apparatus; endoplasmic reticulum to Golgi vesicle-mediated transport.